AUGCCUGCCAAACGACACGCGGCCUCAACUACCUCCGCAACAACAGCGUCGGCACCCGUCACGCUCUCCUCCGGCCCUGCUACCCUGAAAACCAAUGCUUCGGCCGCUGAAAUCGCCCAGCAUGUGUGGCAGCAGUAUACCACGACGACGCCACAGCGCACAAUGCUCCUCGACGCUUUCAUGGCUUUCCUAGUUCUCGUCGGCGGCUUGCAGUUCUUGUACUGUGUGCUGGCCGGAAAUUACCCCUUCAACGCUUUCCUGAGUGGCUUCUGUGCCGCUGUUGGCCAAUUCGUGCUUACUGCUAGUCUCCGCAUGCAGACAAGUGAUGAUUCCCGAGCUCCUACGAGCAAGCCUAGUUCCAAAGGAAAGAAUGCCCGGUUCGCAGACGAAGAUGGCGAGGAAGAGGCAACUGGCAUUUCGCAUGAGAGGGCUUUCGCCGAUUACGUCUUUGGAAGCUUGAUCCUACACUUCUUCUGCAUCAACUUCAUCAACUAA
Penicillium maclennaniae is the source of this 495-nucleotide messenger RNA. RefSeq names its product putative oligosaccharyl transferase subunit Dad1. Gene Ontology annotation, biological process: protein N-linked glycosylation. The coding region runs from base 1 to 495 and encodes 164 amino acids. Gene Ontology annotation, cellular component: oligosaccharyltransferase complex; membrane. The record is from RefSeq and is a predicted model, not a curated record. The transcript is spliced from 3 exons. Lineage: Eukaryota; Fungi; Ascomycota; Eurotiomycetes; Eurotiales; Aspergillaceae.